AUGGGGCGGCGGGCGCUGCUGGGGGGCCGGGCUCCGCUCCACCUGCUCCUGCUCUGCCACGCGUGGGCUCUGCCGGGUCCCCCCCGGGACACGCAGCCCUUGCUGCCCGCACUCCUGCCCGCACCCCCGGGUUUGCUGGCCCUGCGCCUGGCUGCCUUCGGCCGCGCCUUCGUCCUCCGCCUCCGCCCCGACGCUUCUUUCCUCGCCCCCCGCCUCCUCUUCCAGAGGUUGGGGGGACGGAAGGCACCGCCUCGAAGCCCCCCGAGACGGGGUUGUUUCUACGGGGGAACCGUGGAAGGCAACCCCGAUGCCCCCGCCGUGCUCAGCCGCUGCCCCGGGGGGGGGUUCCGAGCUGCUUUUCUCCUCGACGGGGAAACCUACGAGCUGCAGCCCCUCGGGCAACCUUCGCCCGGACCCCCCUGGAGACGUCUGCAUCUCCUCCAGCGCCGGGCAGCCCCCCCGGGGACCCCUCCGGCUUUUGAGGGAGUUGCCGGGCUCGGUCCCGGUCCAGGGGAACCGCCGAGCCGGGUCAAACGCUUCGUGUCCCGGGCGCGGUACGUGGAGACUUUGUUGGUGGCUGAUGCCUCCAUGGUGAGGUUCUACGGGGAGGACGUGGAGGACCACAUCCUGACCCUGAUGUCCAUGGCUGCUCGGAUCUACAAACACCCCAGCCUGAAGAACUCCAUCAGCCUGGUGGUGGUGAAGGUGCUGGUGGUGGAUGAGGAGACCUCAGGCCCAGAGGUGUCUGACAAUGGUGGCCUCACCCUCCGUAACUUCUGCACUUGGCAGCAAAAGUUCAACCCCCCCAGUGACAGACACCCCGAGCACUAUGACACAGCCAUCCUGCUGACCAGACAGGAUUUCUGUGGCCACCAGAGCUGUGACACGCUGGGAGUGGCAGAUAUUGGCACCAUGUGUGACCCCAACAAAAGCUGCUCGGUGAUCGAGGAUGAGGGGCUGCAGGCAGCCUACACCCUGGCUCAUGAACUGGGCCAUGUCCUCAGCAUGCCCCAUGAUGACUCCAAGACCUGUGAGAGGCUCUUUGGGCCCCUUGGCAAGCACCAUCUGAUGGCUCCUCUGUUCAUCCACCUGAAUAAGACUCAGCCCUGGUCUCCUUGCAGUGCCAUGUACCUCACCGAGUUCCUGGAUGGUGGGCAUGGGGACUGCUUGCUGGAUGCCCCUGCAGACCCCCUCCUCCUGCCCACUGAGCUGCCUGGCCAAGGAGCCCUCUACAGCCUGGACCAGCAGUGCCAGCAGAUCUUUGGCAAGGAUUUCCAGCACUGUCCCAACACCACGGAGGAGGACAUCUGUGCCCAGCUCUGGUGCAGGCUGGGGGGCAGUGGGGAGCCCCUCUGCCACACCAAGAAUGGCAGCUUGCCCUGGGCUGAUGGCACCCCCUGCAAAGCUGGGGGGCUCUGCUGGGAUGGACACUGCUUGCCCAAGGAUGCUCUGAAGCCCCAGGUGGUGGUGGAUGGGGGAUGGGGUCCCUGGAGCCCUUGGGGGUCCUGCUCCAGGAGCUGUGGGGGGGGGGUGCAGUUCUCCCACCGGCACUGUGACAGUCCCCCCCCCCAGCACGGUGGCCACUACUGUGAGGGCCAACGAGCCAAAUACCAGUCCUGCCACACCGAGGAGUGCCCCCAGGAUGGGAAAAGCUUUCGGGAGCAGCAGUGUGAGAAGUACAACAGCUACAACUUCACGGACCUGGAAGGGAAUCACCUGGAGUGGGUGCCCAAGUAUUCAGGGGUGUCCCCACGGGACCGCUGCAAACUCUUCUGCAGAGCAAGGGGGAGGAGCGAGUUUAAAGUCUUUGAGGCCAAAGUGAUUGAUGGGACACUCUGUGGGCCGGAGACCCUCUCCAUCUGUGUCCACGGGCAGUGCAUCAAGGCUGGCUGUGACCAUGUCAUUGGGUCCUCCAAGAAGCUGGACAAGUGUGGGGUGUGUGGUGGCAAUGGCUCCACGUGCAGGAAAAUCUCUGGCUCCCUCAACCGCUCCAAGUAUGGCUACAAUGACAUUGUCACCAUCCCCGCCGGAGCCACCAACAUCGACAUCAAGCAGCGCAGCCACCGCGGGGUCCGGCACGACGGGAACUACCUGGCCCUGAGGACCCAGGAGGGCAAAUACCUGCUGAAUGGGGACUUUGCCAUCUCGGCCAUGGAGCAGGACAUCCUCCUGAAAGGGACCAUCCUGAAAUACAGUGGCUCCAUGACCACUUUGGAAAGGCUCCAGAGUUUCCGACGCCUCCCGGAGCCCUUGACCGUCCAGCUGCUGAGCAUCUCCGGCCAGAUCUUCCCUCCCAAAGUCAAAUAUUCCUUCUUCAUCCCCAAGGACAUCCCUUUCAGCAAGGAGAAAGGCAAAGAGAAGAAGUCACCCAACGUCAUCCAACCCAUGCUGACCUCCCACUGGGUGCUGGGCGAUUGGUCCGAGUGCUCCAAAACCUGCGGCUCGGGCUGGCAGAGGAGGAGCGUGGAUUGCAGGGAUGUGGAGGGACAAACCUCCUCCACCUGCGACCGAGCCCUCAAACCCGAGGACAUCAAACCCUGCGGAGAUGUCCCCUGCCCCCUGUGGCGUUUGGCUCCUUGGUCUCCUUGCUCCCAAACUUGCGGGCAGGGGGUGAGGACGCGCAACGCCUCUUGCAUCGAUUACGCGGGGGAAAUCACUGCCCCGGAGAAAUGCGGCUGGCCCGGGCCACCCCCUGCCACUGUCACCUGUGUCCUCAGGCAGUGCUGAGCUGCACAACCCGCUCUCCAUCCCCACCCCGUCCCCGUCUACCUCAGCAGGGUGUGGGGAAGCCCGGCGGGGCUGCUUUGCCUUGCCCUCCGGCUGGUUGCCCGCAGGCAAGUUGGGAUUUAGAGGGGGAAAAAAUAAAAUAAAAA
Molecule: messenger RNA, 2873 nt
Organism: Calypte anna (Anna's hummingbird)
Lineage: Eukaryota; Metazoa; Chordata; Aves; Apodiformes; Trochilidae
Gene: ADAMTS8
Product: ADAM metallopeptidase with thrombospondin type 1 motif 8
Exons: 9
Coding region: 1-2727 (908 amino acids)
Biological process (GO): extracellular matrix organization; proteolysis
Molecular function (GO): zinc ion binding; metalloendopeptidase activity
Source: RefSeq, a predicted model, not a curated record